GUCAAUUCUAAGAUUAAAAACAGCUCUCAUAAUGUUUCAAAGUCUAAAAUUAUUAUUAUGUGUUACACCGUGUAUAAUAAUGUUUAUCUCUCCAAUAUCAUCCGUGGAUCUGCCCGAAGACUUAAAGAAGGUGAAACAGACCAACAAUCACACGGCCAAAGACGACACGUCAAGCCACUGCAUGGAGGAGUUCAUGCACUGCCUCAAUCCUCACACAAUUUCGCCAGUUUGUGCACUCAACUCCCUGACCGAUACAAAACAUCCUUUUCAAAGUAUAUGCGAAAUGAUACACGAAAACUGUCGCAGCAAGGCAGAACAAUGGCAUUAUUUAAGUGACAAUAUGGCAACUUGCAAUGGAACUAUAGGCAACUUUACAAUACUUACACUUAGGAAGGAAUGAUGUCACAGUGUCCAUGAUUAUCUUAUUAUUAUAAAUAAAAUUAUGAGUC
Molecule: messenger RNA, 449 nt
Organism: Leguminivora glycinivorella
Lineage: Eukaryota; Metazoa; Arthropoda; Insecta; Lepidoptera; Tortricidae
Exons: 4
Coding region: 32-400 (122 amino acids)
Source: RefSeq, a predicted model, not a curated record